Molecule: messenger RNA, 660 nt
Organism: Aegilops tauschii subsp. strangulata
Lineage: Eukaryota; Viridiplantae; Streptophyta; Magnoliopsida; Poales; Poaceae
Source: RefSeq, a predicted model, not a curated record
AUGGAUUCCAAUUUGGAGUACAUAUACGAGCAGUAUGUUGAGUCCUCCGAUGUCACGUCGGACGAGGAGUACUCCGAUGAGAGGGUGAUGACGCAGGCAGUCCUUAAAGACGCGGAGCGUGCAAAGGAGCAUGUUCUCAAUUUCAAGGGCUCGACCAAGGGUCAUCGAGUGCUCAACCGCAACAGGGCGCACGGGCAUUUGACACAGAUGGUCGACUACUUUGCCCCCGAUGCACUAUUCGUUGACCAUUUUCGCCGGCGUUUUCGGAUGCGCAAGACUGUCUUCGAUCGUUUGUACCAUGGCGUCCGAUCCUACGAUGACUACUUCAUCCUGAAGAUGGACGCCAUGGGAACGAUUGGCUUCUCUGGACACCAGAAGUGCACGGCCGCACUCCGGAUGCUUGCAUAUGGCACGACCGUUGAUUCGUGGGACGAGUACCUACAGAUGUAUGAGAGCACAUGCGGAGAUGCCUUGGUCAGGUUUGCAACUGCCAUGGACGAGGUGUUCGGACCUCAGUACCUAAGAGAACCAACUGUGGUAGACACCGAGAGGCUCCUGGCAAUCUCAGAAGCAAGAGAGUGGCCAGAUUUUCUUGGAUCUCUUGACUGCAUGCAUUGGAAAUGGAAGAAUUGUCUGAAGGCUUUACAAAGGAAAUAUUAG